Brenthis ino (lesser marbled fritillary) is the source of this 528-nucleotide messenger RNA. The record is from the annotation of a GenBank genome assembly. NCBI's taxonomy places the organism in Eukaryota, Metazoa, Arthropoda, Insecta, Lepidoptera, Nymphalidae.
AUGCAAAAUGAAAGUAAUAGUAAACCGUAUAAUUCUAAAAGUAUAUUUAAUGAAUCGACCAUAGUAUCCGAAAAUGUAUAUGAAUUAACUAAUAUAGAAUUCAAUUCUGCUGACGACAUUAGACAAAGAACGAAAGCUGUUUUAACCAAUAUAAUGCCUAACAGUACUGAAGAAACGCAACAAACAUUAAAAAAUAAUAACAUAUUUAAAAAUAAUCGCCAAUCAAAAGGUAUAGAAAUUCGAGAAGGUGAACAAAACAAUGCUAAUAAUAAAUUUAUAAAUAAAAGUAAGUUGAACAUUUCACGACCAAUUCAAACAACAGAAUUAAGACUCAAUAAAAAUGCCAUGUCGCUAUCGUAUUUCAGCAAUCUCUUAGCGGAUCGUAUCAUAUCGGAAAUUGAAUUUCCGAUUGGCUCUCAAGUGCACAGACUGUCUGUAAUGGAUGGCCCGCAGUCCCUGUUUCGCGAACUUCAUGAGAAUGAUAGAUAUAAUACGGAGCAAGACUUCGAUGUGGAAAUUGAACAAUGU